Molecule: messenger RNA, 2018 nt
Organism: Eucalyptus grandis
Lineage: Eukaryota; Viridiplantae; Streptophyta; Magnoliopsida; Myrtales; Myrtaceae
Product: MLO-like protein 2
Exons: 15
Coding region: 156-1793 (545 amino acids)
Biological process (GO): defense response
Cellular component (GO): membrane
Source: RefSeq, a predicted model, not a curated record
AUAUUAUCCAUACCACCUCAUUCUCCUCCUCCAUUCCAUUACCUUUCUUGGUUCCUUCGUUUUGGACUGGAGUGUCCUCUUGCUCUCUUUCGACGUGGAAAUUCUCCGGAGACAGUGACUUCUGGUGAGGCGUCGAGGAUCUUCACGGUGUGUCAAUGGCAGAGAAAUAUGAGAAGGAGCGUACUCUGGAGUAUACUGCGACAUGGGCGGUCGCCAUCGUCUGUUUCGUGAUACUUGCUAUUUCCAUCUUGUUGGAACAUGCCAUUCAUCUCUUUGAAAAGUUCUUAAAGAGAAAGAGGAGGGUAGCUCUUGUUGAAGCAUUAGAGAAGGUUAAAUCAGAGCUUAUGCUGCUGGGGUUCAUAUCAUUGCUUCUGACAGUGCUUCAAGGUCCAAUAUCGAACAUAUGCGUCCCCAGGAGAAUCGCGAGCUCCUGGCUUCCUUGUAAGGAGGGGCUCGAGGCUAAAAAGUCCGGCCGUAGACUCCUGGAGUUCUCGGAGUUCGGUGGGGUUAUCCGCCGGAGUCUGGCCACGAAAGGGUACGAUAAUUGCACUGGAAAGGGAGAGUAUGCCUUUGUCACGGCGUACGGUAUUCAUCAGCUCCAUAUAUUCAUCUUUGUGUUAGCCAUCUUCCAUGUUCUGUACUGCCUCACCACUUUGGCUCUGGGCAACAUCAAGAUGAGACGAUGGGAAGCAUGGGAAAAAGAGACGAAGACACAUGAAUACAAGUACUUCAAUGAUCCAGAGAGGUUUAGGUAUACAAGAGAGACAUCAUUCGGUCAAAGGCAUUUGAGCUUUUGGAGCAGAUGGAAAAUAUCUGUCUGGAUAGUGUGCUUUUUCAGACAGUUCUUUGGAUCAGUCACGAAGGUUGAUUAUUUGACACUAAGACAUGGAUUUAUCAAGGCACAUUUGCCACCUGGAAGUGAGACAAAAUUCGACUUCCAGGAUUACAUCCAAAGAUCACUUGAGGAUGAUUUUAAAGUAGUCGUUGGAAUAAGCCCGAUUAUCUGGUUCUCUGCAGUGCUGUUCCUUCUGACCAAUUCGCAUGGAUGGCGUUCUUAUAUAUGGUUGCCGUUUAUUACUCUGUUUAUAGUACUCCUGGUGGGGACAAAACUGCAAGUUAUAAUCACGAAACUGGGACUGCGCAUUCAAGAGAGGGGAAAUAUAGUCAAGGGCAUUCCUGUGGUUCAACCCGGUGAUGAGCUUUUCUGGUUUGGACGCCCACGUCUCCUCCUUUUAUUGAUUCAUUUCGUCCUUUUCCAGAAUGCUUUUCAACUAGCCUUUUUCGCUUGGGGCACGUAUUCAUUUGGGUUGAAGAACUGCUUCCAUGAACGCACUGCAGAUAUCAUCUUCAGAGUUUCAAUGGGGGUCUUUAUCCAGGUCCUCUGCAGCUAUGUGACCUUGCCUCUCUAUGCUUUGGUGACACAGAUGGGAUCGACCAUGAAGCCCACCAUCUUCAAUGAUCAUGUCGCAACGGCUAUCAAGCACUGGCAUACCACUGCGAAGAAACACACCAAACAAAGCCACCACUCCAAUGCCGACCCGCCGUUCUCCAGCCGGCCAGCAACACCAGCUCAUCUCCUGCAAACCUACAACCACAGAAGUGAAGAGAGCCUUCAUGAGAUCGAAAGUGACCGUUGGCCUCAGUUAGAGAUGACCAAUGAGUCUUCUCAUGACCAUGGAUUAGCCGACGACUCGGAGAUUGCUAGGCAUUCUGAUGUUGUGGAGGGAGGGCAGCCGGACUUGCCAAACCAGCCAUCAAUGCCGCCUCAAGCGACUGCUCCCCACGCACGGUGACAUCAUUUAGUUGGUAAAUAAAUCCACCAACAAUAAAGGCUGUUUUACAGCGGUUACGGAGCAUCGAAGCUCGAAAGAGCUGGAGGAGUUGCAGAAGUUUAUUUAUUUUUCUAUAGUUUUCACAAUUCUUUAGUUUCUGAAUUGUAAAGCUUCAAAGAAUUCUUGUUCAUCGUCCCUUAACUUCCUCUAUUUUCAAAAAGGUGUCCGGAUAAAUUUUUACUUUUC